AUGGAUUUAGGAGAAGCAGGCGAUUCGCCUUGGGGUGAUGUCCCAUCCCAGUCGACUUCAAAAUCUCCUACCUUCGAACAAGAAGAAAGUUCCGCGAAGACUCAAGAUGCCGAGACCUCGCAGCAAUCGCAAUCUUCUGUCAAGGCAUCCGCCAGCCGCCCUUCCAGGGGCCCCGUACGCCGCCUAGUGGCCCAACCCACGAAACUUGAAGCCGUCGACGAUCCUCUAGGUCCUUUGGGCCCCCUCGGUGCCACCACCGGCCCAAGCGCGGAUGCGCAGGUCGACGAACCACCAGCUCCCCCUCAAAAGGAACAGAUGGUAAUCCGGACAACCAUGCCACCCCUUGCGCAAAAGAGGUCGGGACCUGCGGAUCCUCACCACAUUGACGACGAAGAGUUCGACCGCCCUCUCGGUCCAAGAGCCCCUCCUCCUGUACAGGCUGCGCAACCAACCCCGGUUAGGCCCACGAGCCAGCCCAGCGUUAGCAUAGAGCAGGCAGCUAAGCCCAGCUUCCAUAUCACUGUCGGGGAUCCGCACAAGGUCGGGGAUCUGACGAGCUCACACAUUGUCUAUUCCGUCCGCACGCAGACAACAUCGAAAGGCUACAAGCAACCCGAGUUCGAGGUUAAGCGACGAUACCGCGAUUUCCUAUGGCUUUAUAACACAAUGCAUGGGAAUAACCCCGGUGUUGUCGUACCGCCCCCUCCUGAGAAGCAAGCUCUUAACAGAUUCGAGAGUAAUUUCGUCGAGUCUCGUCGGGCCGCUCUGGAGAAGAUGCUGAACAAAAUUGCCGCACAUCCCACACUUCUACAUGACCCCGACCUAAAGUUGUUCUUGGAGAGCGAGUCUUUCAACGUCGACGUCAAGCACAAGGAGAGGAGAGAGCCUAUACCGGGAGAGAGCAAAGGCGUUUUUGGAUCUCUCGGUAUCAAUAUGGGAGGUGGAAGCAAAUUCGUUGAACAAGACGACUGGUUUCAUGAUCGACGGGUUUAUCUGGAUGCCUUAGAGAACCAGCUUAAGGCGUUGAUGAAGUCUAUGGAUGUCAUGGUUAACCAACGCAAAGCUAUGGCGGAAGCGGCUGGCGAUUUCUCUGCUUCUUUACAUGCACUUUCGACUGUAGAACUAAGCCCUACACUUUCUGGACCGCUAGAUGCUCUUUCGGAUCUGCAGCUUACCAUCCGAGACGUCUAUGACCGUCAAGCUCAACAAGAUGUGUUAACUUUCGGCAUUACCAUUGACGAGUAUAUUCGAUUGAUCGGCAGUGUUAAGCAGGCGUUUUCACAGCGGCAAAAGGCUUUCUAUUCGUGGCACAGCGCCGAAUCGGAGUUGCAAAAACGCAAAUCUGCGCAGGACAAGCUACUUCGACAAGGAAGAUCGCAGCAAGACCGUCUGAACCAGGUUGGCGCAGAGGUAGCAGAUGCCGAACGCAAGGUCCAUCAGGCCAGACUUCUUUUCGAGGACAUGGGGCGGUUAAUGAGAGCCGAGCUCGACCGUUUUGAGAGAGAGAAGGUGGAGGAUUUCAAGUCUUCAGUCGAGACUUUCUUAGAGAGCGCCAUAGAAGCGCAGAAGGAGUUAAUUGAAAAGUGGGAGACAUUCCUGAUGCAACUGGAUGCAGAGGACGACGAGGCGGUAUUCUAUCGUCCGCCUGUUUAUCAGACUAAUGAUAAGUCUACCGGACGCGGUGACACGGCAGUAGAUCGAGCAAGGGCAACUAUCGAUCAAGACUCAGACUAA
Molecule: messenger RNA, 1734 nt
Organism: Daldinia caldariorum
Lineage: Eukaryota; Fungi; Ascomycota; Sordariomycetes; Xylariales; Hypoxylaceae
Product: Vps5-domain-containing protein
Exons: 6
Coding region: 1-1734 (577 amino acids)
Biological process (GO): protein retention in Golgi apparatus; retrograde transport, endosome to Golgi
Cellular component (GO): endosome
Molecular function (GO): phosphatidylinositol binding
Source: RefSeq, a predicted model, not a curated record